Messenger RNA from Glycine soja, 1595 nucleotides. Its product is annotated as transmembrane protein 64-like. The record is from RefSeq and is a predicted model, not a curated record. The coding region runs from base 445 to 1383 and encodes 312 amino acids. Lineage: Eukaryota; Viridiplantae; Streptophyta; Magnoliopsida; Fabales; Fabaceae. The transcript has 6 exons.
GGUGCCUCGUUUGAAGUUUGAAAACGAAACAUUGGUGAAGUCGACGAAAGUUUUUGGUGAUUUUUUUGUUGCCUUCCGCGCGUUGAACUUCUUCCCUUCCCCGCCGUCCACGGCGGUCGCCGCUUUACUCCGACGGCCAAGCUCCCCGGAGGCUGUUAACUCGUAAAUACCUUUUCGCUUCUCUCAGCUUAUCACAACAAUCUCUGAUUCUUCUUCUUUUCUCUAGCAUUGAAGAAGGAGGCGCCUUGGGUUUUUAAAUUUUUAUAGUAAUUCAUUGAAGCGGCAAAAAAGUUAAUUAAAGUGACGUUAUGGUGAUUUAAUGUUCAAAUGGAGUGGUUUUAGUUAGUUCAAUUAAACCCAUCUCUAGUUUGGGAAAUCUUGGCUUCAACACCUUGAAGAAGCUCUCAAGUGAUUAGAGAGAGUUCACAGUCCUCUGGCAUCACAAUGAUGACACCAGAAUCAGCAGAGGACUUAGAAAAACAUGCAAUCUCAGGUCAUCAUGUGAGGGGGAAUAGUGAAUAUGUUAGACUUGCCAUAUCUGAUGAAUUGAGGGUUGUCGAAACCGAAAUGCUACAGCCUCUAGCAGAGUCAAGAAUGAAAUCUUUCAGGUGGUGGAUAAAAGCCCUUUUAUGGUGCUUUGUCAUUGUUGUACUUGGUCUUGUUAUAUUGAAAUGGGGAGUGCCAUUUACUUUUGAAAAGGUUCUUUACCCAAUCAUGGAGUGGGAAGCAACUGCCUUUGGCCGUCCAGUUCUUGCCCUUGUACUUGUUGCUUCUCUGGCUUUAUUCCCAGUAUUUUUUAUCCCUUCUGGCCCUUCCAUGUGGUUGGCUGGGAUGAUUUUUGGUUAUGGCCUUGGCUUUGUUAUUAUAAUGGUUGGAACAACCAUUGGAAUGGUCCUCCCUUACUUAAUUGGACUAAUUUUCCGUGACCGCAUUCAUCAAUGGUUAAAGAGAUGGCCCAAGAAUGCCGCAAUGAUUAGGCUUGCUGGGGAAGGAAGCUGGUUCCAUCAAUUUCAAGUAGUUGCUCUGUUUAGAGUUUCUCCUUUUCCGUAUACCAUAUUCAACUAUGCUGUAGUAGUGACAAAUAUGAGGUUUUGGCCGUACUUAUGUGGGUCAAUAGCAGGAAUGGUGCCAGAAGCUUUCAUUUACAUCUACAGUGGUCGAUUAAUAAGGACCUUGGCAGACGCACAGUAUGGAAAGCACCAAUUGACCACUGUGGAAAUCAUAUACAACAUUAUUUCAUUCAUUGUUGCUGUUGUUACCACCAUUGCCUUCACUGUUUAUGCAAAAAGGACCUUAAAUGAACUCAAGAUUGCAGAGGCCAAUGAGGAAGCUGCCUCUGUAUCUGGGAGUAGUAAUCUUGAGAUGGGGAAAGGUUCCCAUUGAAAGGCUUCUCAUCAAAUUUCCCACGAUACUGUACAUUUAUGUAUCUAAAAUUUGUGUUAGGACUACAUGUACCAUAGUGUUUUUCUCCCUCCCACUUGGGCCAUUUAUUGAUUAUUGGAAUGAGUAUGUAGGGUAGAACAGUCUGCAAAUGCACCAAUCGGGUAAACAUAAUAAACGGCUGUUUGUAAUAAAUUGGAAAGAGCUUUUACUAA